UGCGCAGCUCGUUCCGCCGCUCUUCCCACCAAUGAUCCGAUUGGAUGGGCGUGGCUGCGCGUGCGGACAUAAACCUCCCCUCUUCGAGUUGUCAGUCCUCCUCCUUCCAGCCGCACUGACUUUGCACAGCGCGACUCAGCUCUGAACCUCAGUCCUCGAGACAGACGUGUGAAGGGAAUAAUCUGCAUUUACUCAUCAAGUAAACGCAACUGUCAAAAAGCCUUCCCAGAAACCAUGACUAGCUACCACAAACCCGACGAAAAGACUGUGCAGGGGCUGAAAGACAUAGCUAACAAGCUCAGGAUCAGCUCUAUCAAGGCAACAUGCGCCUCCAAUUCCGGCCACCCCACAUCAUGCUGCAGUGCAGCAGAGCUGAUGUCUGUGCUGUUCUUCCACACCAUGCGCUAUAAAGCAGACGAUCCUCGUAAUCAGUGCAACGACCGCUUUGUUCUCUCAAAGGGCCAUGCUGCACCCGUCCUGUAUGCUGCCUGGGCUGAAGCAGGCUACGUGAAGGAGUCCGAUCUGCUUAACCUGCGUAAGCUUGAUUCUGACCUGGAGGGGCACCCCACACCAAAACUGGAGUUUGUUGAUGUGGCUACAGGAUCCCUUGGACAGGGCCUUGGGGCUGCCUGUGGCAUGGCAUAUACUGGCAAACACUUUGACAAGUCCAGUUACCGUGUGUACUGCAUGCUGGGUGAUGGGGAGUGUUCCGAGGGCUCAGUGUGGGAGGCCAUGGCUUUUGCCUCCUACUACAAGCUGGAUAAUCUGGUGGCUAUUCUGGAUGUCAACCGUCUCGGUCAGAGCGAGCCUGCACCCCUGCAGCACGACAUGGAGACCUACAGGAAGCGCUGUGAAGCCUUCGGCUGGAACACGUAUGUUGUGGAUGGACAUGACGUGGAGGAGCUGUGCAAAGCUUUCUGGCAGGCCCAGCAGGUCAAAGAUAAACCCACCUGCAUUGUUGCCCAGACAUUCAAGGGCAAAGGACUCAAAAACAUUGAGGAUCAAGAUAAUUGGCAUGGAAAACCCAUCCCCAAGGACCGGUUGGAUGCUAUCCUGAGUGAUCUGAAAUCACAGAUCAUGGUCCCCAACAAGUCUCUGUGCCCUGAGCUGCCCAGUGAUGACACUGCUCCAGCAGACCUCAGUCCCAUCUCCAUGCCCUCACCUCCAGCUUACAAAAAAGGAGACAAGGUUGCAACGAGGCGAGCAUAUGGUGAUGCACUGGCCAAACUGGGUCAGGCGAGCAAGAGAGUGGUCGCCCUUGACGGAGACACCAAAAACUCCACUUUUUCAGAUCGCUUCAAAAAGGCCUUCCCCGAUCGCUACAUUGAGUGUUUCAUCGCUGAACAGAACAUGGCAAGUGACUUUCUCAGCCCUGAAGAUUUAAAAUGUAUCUAUAUGGAACUAAAAAGCUUUUUAAUAAAGUUGGUGGGAGUUGCCAUUGGCUGUGCCACCCGUGACCGCACGGUUGCAUUUGCCAGCACAUUUGCAGCCUUCCUCUCCAGAGCCUAUGAUCAGAUUCGUAUGGGAGCCAUCUCCCAGACAAAUGUCAACCUGGUGGGGUCCCACUGUGGAGUGUCCAUUGGUGAGGAUGGUCCGUCUCAGAUGGCCUUGGAGGACAUUGCCAUGUUCCGUGCUAUACCGACAUGCACAGUGUUUUACCCGUGUGAUGCAGUGUCCACAGAGAGGGCUGUCGAGAUGGCUGCCAACACCAAGGGGAUCUGUUUCAUCCGCACCAGUAGACCAGAAACUGCUGUAAUCUAUUCUCCAGAUGAGAAGCUUGAAAUUGGUGUAGCCAAGGUGGUGCGCCAGUCUGACAAAGACCAGGUGACUGUGAUUGGAGCUGGUGUUACUCUGCAUGAGGCUCUGGCUGCUGCUGACAUCCUGGAGAAACAAGGAAAACAUAUCCGUGUAAUUGACCCAUUCACCAUCAAACCCCUGGAUGCUGAUACCAUUCUGACUAGUGCCAGAGCCACAAGGGGACAGAUCAUCACAGUGGAGGACCACUACAAGGAGGGUGGUCUUGGUGAGGCGGUGCUGUCUGCUGUAGGAACAGAGCCCGGUAUUGUUGUGACCCGACUGGCGGUGUCGGGGGUUCCCCGCAGUGGAAAGCCCACUGAGCUCCUGGACCUGUUUGGCAUCAGUGCUAAACACAUCGUCACUGCAGUCUGCCAGACCUUUGCAAACUGAGGACUGUGUUAAGUGUGUGUGUGUGUGUGUGCUUUAAUUACAACCCACCUCUCUGCCUGCUGCAAACCUCCAAACUUGAAGGCCUCUGUCAUCUUUUGGCUUUGCAGUUUACUAACCCUGUGUGGCUGUCACAUGUAGGUGGAGAUGACUGUAGUGUGGUCAGAGCCUGAAAAUCUAAUGCCUCCCAAUGUGCACACUGUAGGUUCCAUUGUUGCACCACUUCUUUAUCAUUCCAUCAUGUCUUGAAGUACAGACUCCAGAAUCUCUAGAUACUGUAAAUGUUGUGACGGUUGGAUUUGAAAUGCUCUGCCUGGUCACAGUUAUUCCUGUAACAUUCCUAACACCCAUUCCUUUUUAUUUGUUUAGCUUUAUGAUGAGCCAAGCAUCUUCUUCAAAGCACUGCUGCCGUUUUGUCAGUCUGAUGUAAUUGUCCAGGAUCAGCCCACAGUGCUUAAGAUAGAUGUUUUGCUCAAUCAUGGUGUGAAGUUAAACCGGAUAUAAACAGUUUGAUUUUUCAGCAGCUGUUUCUGACCACAGUUACAAUGUUACUGGCUUUUAAGGUCACCAUGUCAUCCUGUUGCUCUGUGCUAAAUUAAAAUUACGCUCUAUACUACUGA
Menidia menidia (Atlantic silverside) is the source of this 2804-nucleotide messenger RNA. Lineage: Eukaryota; Metazoa; Chordata; Actinopteri; Atheriniformes; Atherinopsidae. The record is from the annotation of a GenBank genome assembly.